This is a messenger RNA of Suillus clintonianus, 1253 nucleotides long. RefSeq lists its product as uncharacterized. NCBI's taxonomy places the organism in Eukaryota, Fungi, Basidiomycota, Agaricomycetes, Boletales, Suillaceae. Bases 62 to 1093 code for a protein of 343 amino acids. The transcript is spliced from 9 exons. The record is from RefSeq and is a predicted model, not a curated record.
CCUCGAACCGGCUGCCUUGACGUUUCAGCGUUCGUGCUUGGUUCGUGCUCCUCCAUAUACAAUGCAUGACAUCUGUCAUUUGGAUACUGACUGGUUUGUCAAUGCACUCGCCACCUUUCUCAUUGUUGGCCUUUUGGUAUCAUAUGCCCCGCAGCAUUUGCGAAUAAUUCAGAUGGGCUCGUCUGAGGGGUUUAGCCCGUGGUUCUUGUUGCUUGGUAGCACGUCUUCUGCCGCUGGAAUGCUUAACAUGAUUGCACUAUCCUGGCCUACUAUAAAGUGUUGCAAUGAGCUGAGCGUGGGGAGAUGCCUAGAAAUUACUGCUGGAGUAACACAAGUGACCUUGCAGUGGGCUUUAUUCAUGAUUAUCCUCGUUUUGUACAUGAUUUACUAUCCUGCCCGGUUGAAACACGUUGAUAUCAACAUCCCUGCGCACGACACUCUUCCUCCUCAGCAUGUCAAGACAAAGCUUUGGAGUGACGAGUGGCGUCUUUCUGUGAACCUCUCAUGGGUUAUCGCCAUCCAUCUUGCCUUUAUCACCUUUGUCACAUUCUUCCUCCUGUUCACGCGGGUCCCAGAGCCUAGCGGAGAGGUUCCGCGUCAAAUAUCCAUGUGGGCGACCUUCCUGGGCGUCAGUUCUGCAUUGCUCGCAGCAAUUCAAUAUGCGCCACAACUGUUGCGGACUUAUCGUUUGAAGCUCGUCGGUGCGCUCAGUAUCCCCAUGAUGAUACUGCAGAGUCCUGGGGCAGCUAUAAUGUCCAUAUCCAUCGCGCUCCGCCCUGGCACAAACUGGACAAGUUGGGCGAUGUACGCUGUAUCCGGUAUCAUGCAAGCCGCCUUACUGGCUAUGUGCAUCGUUUGGAAGUUCCGCCAGCGUAGGCUCAAGAUUGAUGACUUUGGUUGCUCACUGGAUAGUGGCUCGUCCACUCCAUUGACGGACGACAUUGACACUGUUGUUGGCGAAGUUUCAGAUCCCCAAGUUGGCGACGGUUCUUUCGACAGCGAUGCGGAGGACGCACGUGAAGACGCGCCACUUCUUGCAAAACCAGGGCAUUCGGGGAGGAAGUCCAGGUUCUUCGGCUGGCUGAGCAUAUAAGUAGAUAUCUGGUUUCGAGGCUUUCUUUUCUUUCUCGUCAAUACUUAGAACAUGGGCUUUGGACAGCUACAGUAGACUUAUUGGACUUAUAUGCACAUACUCCCAUUAAUGACAUGCAGUUUCACUUUAGUCUAAAAUAGGCAACUCUGCUUUCGCGCAG